Molecule: messenger RNA, 1164 nt
Organism: Dufourea novaeangliae
Lineage: Eukaryota; Metazoa; Arthropoda; Insecta; Hymenoptera; Halictidae
Exons: 5
Coding region: 1-1164 (387 amino acids)
Source: RefSeq, a predicted model, not a curated record
AUGUUGGAAAUCUUAUGCAAAGAGUUUUCGGAACGACUUUCGCGGAAUGUUUCGAACGACGAUUCCGAGAUGGAAAAGAAUAGGAAAAUGAUUGCGACGCUGACAAGGUUGUUAGUAGAUUCUAAACGGUAUUUGAAUCCAGACAAAUUCCCCUCUGACUUACUUUUCUCCACGAAUCAGCCGCCCCCGUGCAACCCUCGACUCCUGCAACGAAUCCUGCCCCAAAACUCCUACAAUCUCGUUGCGCCUUUGUUGGGAUUGCCGGAAUGGUAUAAGAAGAGGCGCAUUUCGUACGUGGACGAUAACGAUCGUACGAGUUCUAGCGAAACGACGAUGACCAAUGAUGACCAUAGUUCGGCGUCUCUAGAGGUGCAUCCGCCGAUGCCGGGAGACAUCGAAUCACUCAGUGACGAGGAGAAAGUGGGUCACCAUCGUACAUAUAAUCCUUACACUCUAUUUCUGAAGAAACCGAGACGCAAGGUUAUUACUUGGCGUCCUUUAAAGAAAGCUGAUCUCGAAGGAUACGACGCGGAUGCGACCCUCAAAAUGAGAGCGGAUAAUAUAAUGUCGAGGAUAUGCAAGGACUUCUGCCAGUGGCUCGAGACUUUAGGCGGAACGGACAACACUGUGGACGAGGAGAUUCUGCAGGAUAUGUUUGAAAUCGAUUUCAAAGCGGAAGCUUGUAAAGCGAUGCAGGUAUUGUUCAAGGAAAUGCCGGUGGUGCCCGCGGAGGUAGCUUUCAUAAGACACACUCCAGGCGCGAGUAAGCUCGCCAUGACGAAGAAACACGUCAUGAGAGACGCGAAAGCAGAGAGGACACCGGCGAAGACAAAGGCGUUUGGGACCGCGAUACCGUGGGGACUUAAAUUUGUGCCGCCUAAAAAUCAUGUUAGCAAGAACUGGCUGCAAUGCGAGCAUGUACCGAUGGAUCUGGAAUCGAUGGACAUGGUUUGGAAGGAUAUCACACAUUUGAAGAGCGUCAGAGCUUUCGUCGAAUGGCUUCAACAGCAUCCGGAGGUUCCACCACCGGAGGCUUUGAAGACACUCCUAUCAAUGGAUAUUGAAGCUUUGAGGCAGGUAGAGGACGACGAGGGGUUCGCGCAUCUCGAGUUGGAUAUUUAUCAAAUUACGAGUCUGAGAGUGAUAGACACCGGCGAGCAGUAA